AUGGAUAACAUUUUCUGUACACUAGUCGACUCUGUAUUAACUCAUGAAGGGAAAUCCUCAAGUCUUUAUCCAUCACCUCGAAUGUACCAUAAGGCUUUAGGUGAUUAUAAGAAUACACCUGCUGAUAAAUCAAAAUAUGUGGUUUUUGAAGAGGCUAAUUUCUAUAUUGAUGUGAAAUAUCAAAUCACAGCUAUUUUAGGUAAAGGAUCAUAUGGUACAGUUUGUCAAGCUAGAGAUGUUUCAGUACCAGAUGCACCUGUUGAGGUGGCUAUUAAAAAAGUUACAAAUAUAUUUAAUAAAGAGAUAUUGUUGAAAAGAGCUGUUCGAGAGUUAAAACUUAUGAAGUUUUUUAGAGGUCAUAAAAAUAUUAUAAAUUUGUUUGAUGUUGAACUUGUGUUUGAAAGGCCUUAUGAUGGAUUAUAUUGUUUCCAAGAACUUGCAGAUUAUGAUUUAGCAAGAGUUAUACAUUCAUCAGUCCAAUUUUCUGAAUAUCAUGUUCAAAGUUUCCUUUACCAAAUUUUAUGUGGAUUAAAAUAUAUACAUUCAGCAGAUGUUAUUCAUAGAGAUUUAAAACCUGGUAAUAUAUUGGUAACAUUACAAGGUAAUUUAAAAAUUUGUGAUUUUGGUUUAGCUAGAGGUAUAUCACAACAAUUUUUAAGACAUAGAUCAAGUACUAUAACAAAUUAUGUUGCAACAAGAUGGUAUAGGGCACCAGAAUUACUUUUAUGUAAGAAAGUAUACUCAAAAGCUGUUGAUAUGUGGGCUGUUGGGUGUAUUUUUGGUGAAUUAUAUGCUAGAAAACCAUUAUUUAUUGGUAAUGAUCAUAUUCAUCAAGUUCAUGAAAUUCUGCAAGUAUUAGGAUCUCCAUCAAGAGAAACAGUUGUAAAGCAAUUCGGUACAGGAUCUAUAUGUACUGAAAUGUUCCAUUCUACUGGUGGUUUAGAUGGUACGCCAAAUUACAAAGGAUUACCAUGGGCUGAAGUCUUACCUUAUGCUCCUGGUAAAGCACUUAAUUUGUUAUCUAAAUUAUUAUGUUGGGAAUCAAGUCUUAGGUUAAGUGUUGAUGAAGUGCUUGACCAUCCAUAUUUAGCAAAUGUCAGAGACUUGGAUGAAGAAGUCAAUAGCUCAAGUCAUUUUGAUUUCAGUUUUGAAUCUAAGAAUAUAACUCUAGAUGAUUAUAAAGGUUUGAUUCACGAUGAAGUGAAAGAAUUCAAAUUUGAAAGAAUGGGGAGAAGAGGACAAAUGGAUUUCAUCGAACAAUUAUACUCACAGCCAUCUAGAUCUAGCCAUAGAGUACGCAAUUAA
This is a messenger RNA of Hansenula ciferrii, 1305 nucleotides long. RefSeq names its product mitogen-activated protein kinase SMK1 (gene SMK1). NCBI's taxonomy places the organism in Eukaryota, Fungi, Ascomycota, Saccharomycetes, Phaffomycetales, Wickerhamomycetaceae. The record is from RefSeq and is a predicted model, not a curated record. Bases 1 to 1305 code for a protein of 434 amino acids. The transcript has 3 exons. Gene Ontology annotation, cellular component: cytoplasm; nucleus. Gene Ontology annotation, biological process: protein phosphorylation; intracellular signal transduction. Gene Ontology annotation, molecular function: ATP binding; protein serine/threonine kinase activity.